UCCCUUCUUAUUCUCGUCCUCCCACCACCCAGAACACCACUCUCCUCAUCACUUCUUUCUCUCUCUCUCUCUCUGUCUGAGUUUACUUUGUUCUGUGAAUGUAGUGGUGAAGUUGGAGAGAUAAUGGAGCUGUGGGCUUGAAGUUCGAACAUCAAAGCUAAUUUUGGCCUAAUUUGAGUUUGAAUCCUCUCUCUACCUUAAUUACCUCUGCAAUUCCCCCAUUUUGAUCUGAAAUGGGUCUCACUUCAUUGCAAGUGUGCAUGGAUUCAUCUCACUGGCUAGAGGGUUCGCUUCACGAUGAUUCGGGCAUGGAUUCUUCUUCUUCGCCCUCUGGGGACAUGCUCGCGUGCUCAAGGCCUCUCAUGGAGCGGAGGCUCAGACCCCAGCACGACCAGCCGCUCAAGUGCCCGAGGUGCGAGUCAACCCACACCAAGUUCUGCUACUACAACAACUACAGCCUCUCCCAGCCCAGAUACUUCUGCAAGACAUGCCGGAGGUACUGGACCAAGGGCGGAACCCUAAGGAACAUUCCUGUGGGUGGCGGGUGCCGGAAGAACAAGAAGGCCAGCUCGUCUAAGAAACCGAGCGAACAUCACAACAGCCCCAUGAUGAUUCAGAACCCAGGAUCUUCUUCCUCCUCAUCGGGCCGGAACCCGACUGAUCUCCACCUCUCGUUCCCUCAUGACAUACCGCAGCUCUCAUCUCACUUCGGCAGUUUGCUCGGGAACGGGUCCUUUGGGGCCGCAAACGGUUUCUUGGAGGGAAAGUUUGGGCCUGGACCGGGCCCCAUCGACUUCAUGGAGAGCAAGUUAGAGGCCAUUGUAGGGAACAACCCUAGUCGGAAUAACUAUGAUUUCAUGGGCAAUAACACUGCAUCAGAGCAAGUACAACUCGGAGUGCUGAGCAGCAGCGGCUAUGGAGAUCUGAGCGGCAAUGGCUUCAGUCCGAACUUUCACGGGCUUUGCUCUCCGUAUGGGAUUAUUUCCUCGUCCGCCAUCGAUGUCCCUAACAACGUGGGAGCAAGUUUCAUAGAGAACAACUACCAGAGUGCCAUGGAUGUGAAGCCAAACCCUAAGUUGCUCUCCUUAGAGUGGCAAGACCAAAACUGCUCGGACGCCGGGAAGAACAACGUUAACACCACGUUCGGGGGCUACAGUUUCAAUGGCCUGGGAUCUUCAUGGACCGGAAUGAUCAAUGAGUACAGUUCCCCCGCAACAAACCCCUUGGUCUGAAGUCAUGAUCAUCUGAAGUUCUUAACUCGAAGAUUAUGUGCGUUUGCAUACUAUCUGUUAAUUAGUUUGACUAACAAUUAUCCGUCGGAUAGAGAGGGCGAGCCAAUGAUAUUUUUCCGAUGGCGACUCAGCAGAAGGGUGUGAACGAGAGUUGAAACCCGAAGAGUCCAAGAAAUGUGGCUGCUGCAGAUCGAACUAGUGAAUGUUAUCACUGUUGAUUGUGAUGACGAACUAUAGUAAUUUUCUUUGUUUUAUAAUUUUUCCUAUUUUAGUAUAACUUUGUGUCUUGUCUUGUGUGAAAGACAUGAAUAUAUUGUUGUUGUUUCAAAGCUAAGCUAAGGUAGGCUACUAAGAUUUUGUUGUUCCUACGAGGAAGAUAUGGGGAGUGCUGCUGUUUUUUUCUUCUCUUU
This is a messenger RNA of Punica granatum (pomegranate), 1642 nucleotides long. Lineage: Eukaryota; Viridiplantae; Streptophyta; Magnoliopsida; Myrtales; Lythraceae. The record is from RefSeq and is a predicted model, not a curated record.